AUGGCUAAAGGGAAGAAGGGUGGAUCAAAGGGCAAAAAAAUCACCCUGAAAAUGGCCAAGAAAGCCCUCAAGGUGACACCCGAGGGAAAACGGCGUCUCGAUCUCAGCAACAUGGGUAUUGACACCUUUCCAAAAUGUCUCCUGAAACUGACUGACCUGGAGGAGGUGGACCUGAGCCGCAAUCAGCUGAAGAGCAUUCCAGAUUUCAUUGGCCAGUUCAUUGGCGUGCUCUGGCUUGACCUGCACAGCAACUACAUCGAGCAACUGCCGAAAAGCAUCGGACAGCUGGAGUCUCUGUGCCACCUCAACCUGUGCAACAACAGCCUGGACUCAGACGGUUUACCCGCUGACAUUGGAAACCUGAGGAACCUGCAGACGCUCAACCUGGGUAUGAACCGACUCACCGUUCUUCCACCCACUAUGGCUGCUCUGACCAACCUGAGAGAGCUGGGCUUGUUUGACAACAUGCUCACUGUGCUUCCCGAAUGCAUCCAUACGCUGCCCAACCUGAAAAAAAUCAACACCAAACGCAACCCCGUAGCCUAUGCUCAGAGAGACGCCAAAGACACAAAAGCAACUGACGGCCUGUAUUUGGUUAGGGAGGAAGAUCUGUGUAAGCUUUGUCUGGAGAAAUGUAGGGAGGAAAGGCAGAGACAGGAAAGAAAACAGCUUUCAGAUCAGUAUCAAAGGAGAGGUAGAUUUUCAGGGCUGAUCACACCGAAUUCAGUGGCACGGAGCAAUCAGGAGCUGUGGCACUAGACUUCAUGCUGCUCUACUUACUAAAGCAACUAAAUGGCAUAAUGUUGGCUAUGUUGCAUUUUAUUUUGACAUUUUAUGACUAAAUUAAAAAUACAUUAUCCACAACCCAUGAAUACAGUGAAUGCAGUUCAUUUAUAAAGAAAUAUAUUAUUAGUUGUUUAGAAGUAAACCUUUGACCUCAUUGAGUUCAAUAUGAAGCUGAGGACAACAAAACAUCUUAUAUGCAUUCUACAUAAAAUAAAACAAGAAGAUGGUGUAGACGAUAUAUUGUCACAUUACGGGAAUGAGUUCACAUUCACAUGAAGUAACAGAAGCAGGUUUCAAUUGGAGGAAGUUUUAAUUCUGCAGGCGGCAGUUACUGGUGUGUUUCAUCAGAUUGGUUGGGGGAUUGAGGAUUGAGAGCAUUUCUGUCACUCAUUAACAAUGUGUAUGCAAUGUCUUUCUUUCCCAGAAGCCUUUAGACACAAGCUGUCUCCUCUCAAUCUGUCUUUGGUUUUGAAAAGGCAGCUUUGGGAGAGAUGUUGACACACAAGCACAGGGACACUUACCUAACAUUAUGCACGGCCUCCGUCACCCCUCUUCCCUUUAAUGAAGGCACUACAGAGCAUAACCUAGGGAAAGAACACAAACACAAGAAAGAUCAAUCUGGCUUUGCCCUGUCUAACCUCUCUUACUCAUCGACUGGUAUACACACUCACAGUUCCC
Ictalurus furcatus (blue catfish) is the source of this 1464-nucleotide messenger RNA. It is a transcript of the gene lrrc18a, whose product is annotated as leucine rich repeat containing 18a. NCBI's taxonomy places the organism in Eukaryota, Metazoa, Chordata, Actinopteri, Siluriformes, Ictaluridae. Gene Ontology annotation, molecular function: protein binding. The coding region runs from base 1 to 759 and encodes 252 amino acids. The record is from RefSeq and is a predicted model, not a curated record. The transcript has a single exon.